Hemisphaericaspora subhashii is the source of this 5781-nucleotide messenger RNA. RefSeq names its product DCK1. NCBI's taxonomy places the organism in Eukaryota, Fungi, Ascomycota, Pichiomycetes, Serinales, Debaryomycetaceae. Gene Ontology annotation, molecular function: small GTPase binding; guanyl-nucleotide exchange factor activity. The record is from RefSeq and is a predicted model, not a curated record. Gene Ontology annotation, cellular component: cytoplasm; plasma membrane. The transcript has a single exon. Gene Ontology annotation, biological process: small GTPase-mediated signal transduction. The coding region runs from base 1 to 5781 and encodes 1926 amino acids.
AUGACUUGGUUACCAACUGAGUCCUUCUUGAAAGGAAAGAUCAUUAAACCUUUCUUACCUUUUGAUAAACAUCCUGAUUAUACCAAUCCUAACAUUCGUAAUUUGUAUCCCGGUGAUGAAGUUUAUAUUUUUGAAACUAAAGAUGAAAAAUGGGCUAGAGGUUAUGUCUUAUCUAAACCUUUCCCAAGAGAUUUCACUACCACUUCAGUUAAUUUAGAUGAUUUGCCUACUCCUCAAAUCAAGAUUCUUGUCUUCCCAUUGAAAUAUGUUAAAAUUGUUGAAUCUGUUGCUUUCACAGACAAGAAGAAUGAAAUUGAACAAAAUGAACUCUUUGAAGGAGAACAUUUAUUGUUGAAUGGAUUUUCGAAAGAUUCGGUUAAGAAAAUCAUUCCUCAAUUACCUGUUAGUGUCGAAUCCAAAAGAACUUUAGAAGAUGAAAUUAAGAAUGCCUUGGAAACUUUGAAUUCUCAUAUCUUUGCCUUGUAUUCCAUUGGUGAAUUUAGAUUAUUUAACAGUUUAGUUGAUAUCUUUUAUAAAUUACAUGAAGUUAGAAUUAAAUUGAUCCAUGAUUUGUUAACUGCAAAUGAAGCUCGUAAUGCUAGGGAAGUAGCCACUCAAUUAUUAGACAGAAUCCCAAAGAAAUUAGCUUCUAAAGCAGAAAGAUUGAAUGAAUCUUCAUAUGAUUUGGAUAAUGAUAAUACUGAUAUUUCUGGAUAUAAAGCGAUUUUAGCAAGAGAUGCGUUUACUGGGGAAAUCUUAACAUUGGAUUCUUCCUAUCCUUCAAGAAUCGCUUUCAACAGUGAAUUAUGUUCUUUGGUCGGUACAUUCCCAAUCCAUGCCCAUAAUCACAAGCAAAAAUUCACAUUGAAGACUGUUGGAAAUAAGAAAUUCAACAUUGAACCACCUUCAAAUAUUCUUGUUGAUUUUAAGUCAGUUUCGGGUUCAUCUGCUUAUUUACCACCUGGAUUUGCCGGUAUGACUGCAUACAUGUAUCUUCGUAACAAUAAGAAGAGAUUAACCGAAGCUUUUGCUGUUCAUGCUGAUUCUGUUCAAGAAUUGGCUAAUGUUGAGAAAUUAAGUGCAGCCUUAUUUAGAAACAUUCCUCAUCAUGAAAUUGCCGACACUAGAAUCUAUUUAGUUGCUGUUUUAACCGAAGAACUUGAUAUGAAGAUUAUUCAUGGUGGUCGUGAGUUCACAAAGAGAGUCAAAAGAGGAGUUGCUGCUGGUGCUACUGAUAUUACCCGUGUCUUUUCGUUAAGUCAAGGUGGUCUUACAACUGGUGAAUCCUAUCAUUUCCAAAUUAAGUUGUUCGGUUCAUUUAUGCCAUAUAACAAGACAUUUACAAGCCGAGAAGAAGGUAUUGAUCGUGUAGUCAAUAAUGGUUGGGGAGAACUUCCUGAUCGUAUUAUUGGUGGAACUAGUAACGGUGUUGCUGUUAAUCCAAGAGCAGAAAAGUUGAUUAUUACUGUUAAAGAAUUUAGACAUCAAUUUGAAACUGGUCUUAAUAGUUCUCAAGCUGUCAGCCAAACACCAAUUUCUAGAAUUAAGGCAAUUUUCUUUGAUCCAUUGGCUGAUAAUUAUGAAAGGAUUUAUUUGAAAAUGGGGAAAAUUAGUUUAGCUAAUGGUGGUACAAAAGAUGAUUUGUUAACUGUUGAAGUUAGUGUUCCAAACAAUGAAUUAAUUACAUUUGCGAAGGCCUCUAAUCAACAAGGAAAACGUCAAUGGCAAUUUAUUAGUGUUAAUCCUGGUGAAUCUAUUGGUGACAUUAUUAGAAUUAAUGGUAUUGCUUUGAAAUCACCAACCACCAGUAACGUUCCAAAAGAUGAUUAUAUCCUAUUAUCUUUAUAUAUCAAUGGUGUUUACUCAGGUGAAGGUAAAGUCGUUUACAAAUCUGGAAACAGAUUAGUCGAAUUCAAUAAAAAGAAGGGACAUCGUGUUGAGAUCCUUUCUUGUAAUACUGGUUCACCUAUAGCUUUCUGUGAGCUUUCAACUGAAUACGUUGGAAAGUUUUAUAAUUCUCAUCAGUCGAUUGAUAAUAUUUUCCAAUAUGAGAAACUUUUUAAAUCUGGUACAAAGGGUACUGAAGAGCUUGCUAGUUCAUUGAAAGAAUUCUGCAAUUUGGAUGUUUCUCAAUUAAUUAAAUUCUUCCCUGAAUUGAUGUUGUCCUUAUAUGGAAUUAUUGAAGCUAGUCAACCAAAUGAAAGUCAAUUGAUUAAUACCGUUCGCGACCGUUCUUUCCUUGCCAUUAUUCAUUUAUUAGAUGUUUUAUUCGGAAAAUCAGAUGAGUAUUUACUUCUAGUUGAUAAUUUCUGUUCAUUGUACAAGAGUCAGUCAAAAGCUAGUGUAUUUUUAUUGAACAAGAUGGCCGAAAUCUUCAAACAAGCAGAAACUACAUGGGAUAUGACUUCACGUGCAGUCUGUAGAGUUAUUUCAAUCUUUAUGAGAUUAAGUAUUAACUCAAUGCUGAAUGCUACUAACUUUCAGGAGUAUUUUAUGGCUUUGAAUAACUUGUUUUCAAAUGUUGCGAAAUUCUUGAGUAUUGAUUCACAUGUAUUAGGUCAUGAUCAAGCACUUAUUAUGAAUAUUACUGAUUAUGUCUUGGCUUUUAGAACAAAUCUUGAUGAAUAUAAGGUUCUUCAAUUGAUUGUUAACUUUAUUAAUUCUAUUGGUGUUAAAGGAUUGGGUGCAAAAGAACAAAACCUCGAAGACACAGCUCCUGGCCAAUCCGUUAAAGAUCAUGAAAUUAUUAUCAGUAAGUUAUUAUUGAUUCUUAGAUUGAUUAAUUCCAAUUUAGUUGAGAAACCUGAAACAAGAUACUUAUUGUUAUCAAGCUCAAUUAUAUGGGCCAUGCAAAUCUUGACUGGAUCUACCGAUGUUGAAGCUUCGAGAUUAGCAUGUAGUAUCCUUAAUGCCGUAUGUACCGUUAUUUCAGAACAGAUCUUACCUAUCCCUCAAAGUGAGAAAGACCUUGCCAUUUGUUAUUCCCUCGUUAAAUUUCUUCCCGCACUUGGUAGUUCCUUCGUGAAGUAUAAUAAGUUUACGAGAACUAAUGACUUCUUUAAACACAAUCGUACAUUUACCUUCCUUUUCCCCACUGAUUAUCCAUUCUAUGAAUUCUCCAUUGAUUCGAUUGUGAAUGAUGAAGUUAUGGUUGAAGUUUUAGUUGAAAUGGCUACAGUUUUCACAUUCAUUGCUAGAAUUGGUAAACAAGUGACUGGUGAUGAAGGUUAUGUCAGAAUUUUGGAUAACGAAUAUGAAGGUGAGUUCUUUGACUCAGAUCUUUACUUGCUUGAUAAUUUUGAAUCAGAAGAUAUUCUUUCGAUCCUUUCUGGUAUUAGAUGGAUGAGAACUGGUGGUUAUUUCCCACAAGAGAAAUGGUUAUCGCUUUAUGCCGUACUCAUUGAAGGGUGUACUUGUGCUUUAGAAUUAGUUAGACCAUUGCUCAUGAAGCAUAUUCCUCCAGCUGACAAUGUUGAUGAUUUCGAUUUAGUUCUUUGGGGUAAUUAUUUGAGAAACUUAUUGAAGUUACCAGUAUUAGCUCCAGUUGCCGUUGAAUAUUUAUCUGAUAUUCCCAGAUAUGCUUGUUUUAGUAUUACUGGUAACGCUCGUGACAGAAUUGCUGUAAUUCUUAAAGAAGCUUGGGCCGCCUUGGGUUGGGAAUCAUCAAAUGCUGAAUAUUCAAAGUUUGGAUUAAGAAAUUUUGCUGGCUACCAAGUUGAAUUUAUUGAUAGUGUUUAUGGAAUUAUUCCUGAUUUAAUGUUGUUUGCUUUACAAAAGAAUGAAGCUUGUCAGAAGGUCGCUGUUGAUAUUCUUUAUUCACUCAUUGCUGCGGAAUAUGUCUUGAGUGAUAACAUCGAUGAAAUUCAAAAACAAUGUCUUGUUGGGUUGAAUGAAAUCUAUCAUCGUCAUUCAUACAAACCAAGUACCGUUGAGCAAAAGGAAUUUAUCCAAUUAAUGAAAUCCACCGUCAGUUUAGAUCCGCUAGAUCCAGCUUGUGACGUUAUUUAUAGGUUUAUUGACGACAUUGCUGACUUCUUCGUUGCAUUGAAUUAUCUUAUUAGUGUCCCAGUUGGUCCUGAAUUUGGUGACGAUAGGGCCCUUCAUGAAAUUAACAUCCUUUCAUAUUUGAAACCAUUUAAGUCUGAAUAUUUUACCGCAUUUGUCAAUAAUUUGUAUGAAGUUAAUUCCGCUAAUCGUGAUUAUGUUCAAUCAGCAUUCUGUUUAGAAUUAUUGGCUUCGGUAUAUGAAUGGAAUCAUCAUCAAAUUCUUCCAGCUAGUUUCAAACCCAAAUUCCCAGAACAGACUGCUUUCCAAAGGAAGGAGGCAUUAUUUAACUCGAUUGCUACCAAUUUCAUUAAGGGAAAGAGUCUUGCAAGAGCAAUUGAUACGUUCAAUGAAUUAUUGGACAUGUACCGUAAACAUACUUAUGAUUUAAAGAGUUUUGCUUUUGUGCAUAGUAAGCUUGCUAAGUUGUAUUUGGAUUUAGAAUCUUCUGAUAAUUUGACUCCAUCCUAUUUCAGGGUUGAAGCUAUUGGUGUUGGGUUCCCAUUGUAUAUGAGAGGUAGUGAACAGAUUUAUCAAGGGUUACCAUUUGAACAUAUUACUAGUAUUCAUAAGCGUUUGUUGAACAUUUUCCCUGGUGCUAAAAUCAUUUCAAGUGAAGCUGAAGCUAAACAAAUUAAAUCGAAAUUCCAAAAUGGUAGAUUCUUGUAUGUGACUGUUGUUGAACCAGUUGAAGAAAUUACUGAUAAGUUAUUCAAUACUUCCAUUGGGGUUAGACAAUAUGCCAGAAAUAAAGAUUUAAGAUGGUUUACUAUCACAAAGAGACUUCCAGGAUCUACUUCAAUUUCCGAUUUGUGGACUGAAGAAACUACUUAUGAAACCGAACUUUCAUUCCCAACAUUAAUGAAUAGAAGUAAGAUUAAAUCAUCUACUGUUGUGAAAUUAUCUCCAUUAGAUAAUGCCUUGAAGACAAUUGUUAACAAGAACAAUGACUUGGUUCAUUUAGAAAGUAGUAUAAAUAUGGCUAUGAAAGACAAGUUGGAUCAUUCUUCGUUGAUGCAAGAUUUAUCUAGAACAUUAGCAGGUACAGUUGAUUCUCCAGUGAACGGAGGUGUUGGUCAAUAUAGAGUAUUCUUUACCGAUUCUACUUAUGAACAAAAUGCUGACGAUUUGGAAAAGAUUCAAUUACUAAGAAGUGCAUUUACUGAUCUAGUUAUGAUUUUGAACCGUUGUUUGAAUUUACAUGGUAAAUUAAUCUUACCUUCAAUGCUUAUGACCCAUAAUGCUUUAGUUGAAUUAUUUAAAAAGAAUUUCUGUGAUGAGAUUGAAUCAUUGUCACUUAUUCAAGAUCCACAACUUUCUCAAAAUUAUGCCAAGAGCUCAAGAUACUCAGUGUUUGGAGAUAGGAAAUCAUCAUCAAUGCUUGAUGUUGCCAGUGAAUUAGCUCAAUCGAGUAGUACCUCAACCCUUAACCAUAAAGCCCUGGUUAGGAGUAAUAAAGGAUCAACAUCUGCAUCAUCUAUUUACGGGGUAGGAGGAGACAGUAUCCAAUCAAGUCCAACUAUUAAACUGAAAACUGCGGAAACUAUUGAAAGGAGUAGAAGCUCAAGUAUUUCAUUGAGUGGAAAUGAUAAAGAUACAGCUAGAAAACCUAGAAUUCUGAGUGGUGCCAUUCUUACUGAAGUAGCAUCUAAUUUUAGUGGUGGUUCACGUAAGAAGUCUGUUGGAAACCAUGCGAGAACUGCCAAACGUUGGAGACAUGGAGAUCAGGAAUUUUAA